Molecule: messenger RNA, 2649 nt
Organism: Oncorhynchus gorbuscha (pink salmon)
Lineage: Eukaryota; Metazoa; Chordata; Actinopteri; Salmoniformes; Salmonidae
Product: MORN repeat-containing protein 5-like
Exons: 5
Coding region: 17-628 (203 amino acids)
Source: RefSeq, a predicted model, not a curated record
CGAGCUUCCCGUUUCCAUGGCGACGUCGUCACACAACCUGCUUGCUGCAGAAACCAGACAGCUGUCAACUAAGCUAACCUCUGUUUUUCAUUGUAACUUCAUAGCAAAUAUGGAGUUCACAGGUAGCAGUUACACUGGAGCCUUCAAGAAUGGCAGGAUGGAGGGAGAAGGAGAGUAUAAAUUCCCCACAGAGACAAGAUAUGUUGGGGAUAUGAAGGAUGGCAUGUUCCAUGGAAAAGGUGUUCUCUAUUUUCCAAAUGGAAGCAAAUAUGAAGGAACUUGGGAGAAAGGGAUAUCCAAACAGGGAAAGUAUACCUUCUCUGAUGGGCUGGAGUACCAGGAGAAGGACUGGGACUUCUGUGAUGGUUAUGACAGACAGUUCUACACUGAGAGGUGCAAUGGACUCAAACCUGCAGGGGAGUCUCAGCUGACAGACCUGGACCCGCCGCGCGUCAUCCCAGAUGGCUGCUAUGACUGUGGGGACGGCUUCUACGACCCCAACACCAGGGUUAUCACUGACUAUGAGCAUCAAUUCCUGAGGAACGCAGAUGACUAUGAACGGGAGUGGAUUGUGUCCACUUGUCGGAAGAGCUGGGAUGAGAUCGUUGGACAUUCACCUGACAACUAGGCUGAAUUUCAGAACUGGACAUUGAGUUGAGGGGCCUGAGCAGCUGCUGAUUUAAAAGGCAGCUAAUUUAUGGAAUGUUUAACUGUAUAGGCUACCUGUGAAUCAUAUUUUGUGAAAUAUGGAAUCUUACACAUUUUCGUUGUUAUAAAUAUGAUUUUAACAGAUGCAUAAAAACAUCGGUAGGUUUAUUUCAGAUGCACAAAAACACAGCGAAACGCAUGUAAUGUAGCCAGCCUAUACUGAAAUGAAAUGUUAUAAAGUCUAGAUCGAAAAAGAUGCUAAUGCUUCAAACAUGUUCAUGCAGAAUGAGGGAAAAAAACAUUUUGGAUUUCUAACGUGUAAAGCCAUUUGUUUACGUGUAAUGUUUGUCAUUAAUUCUCUGCAUGGUGCUGCCUGUGUAAUCAGUGUCAGAUUGUUCUCUCAAGUGUCCUGAAAGACUCUGCAGGUAGCAGCCUAAUGGAUGCAAAUCAACAUGAGAUCACUUCCUGUUUGUUAUACGUGCAAUAUAUGCAGUUGCUAUAGGCUUUGUUCCAGUUGUAGUCUUAUAUCUUGUCUGUCUGUACAAAAACACACCAAUGGAAAACCCUUAAUCGAACAUACAUUCAACUACAGAAAUAUGCAAAGAAAUCUCAAUAUAAGGCUUUGGCUCCGAUAAUUGUAUUUUCUACUAUAAUGCUGUUUUUUUGGGGGGCAUAUUUCUGUAGUUUUAUGCAUGUUCGAUUUUGAGGGUUUUACAUUUGUGUGUGUUUUUGUACAGACAGACAGGCUUAUAUUCUGAGUGAGACGUUAUGUCUGCCUCAGCGAGAGCUGCCCUUUGAAACAGAACCCAGAGUAGGGGAUCAAUCUCAUGAUGCAGCCUGACAGUGACUUCCUGUCUGUGAUGGCGCUCCGCUGGGCUCGCGGGAGGAAUCAGCAGCAGAGCCGUGGAGAAAGAGAGGAGAGGAGAGUAGUUAUUACUGCACACACUGACCCAUGAAGCGCUCACUAGCACAGCCAUCGGCCUGUGAUUGCUUCCUACCCCCGCGCCGGGCACACCCGCACGCACACAACCAGGCAAACCCAGGUUUAAGGAAAAUCCAGACACACCAGAAUAACUCCGAGGCCUAUACAAAUUUACAAUGAAUGAUGCAUAUAGCGUAACAUGUUCAGACACGGUUAUCCAGCAGGAUCACUUAACCUUGACCACGGAUUUCAUAUUUCAAGAUCCAUUUUUAAAUUGGCACCUCUGCGUGUGUGUGUCCUUUAUUGAUUGUUUGGGAUAAGGAGGUUAACGUGCUUCUUGCAUCAAAUUGUUGUGGUCCAACUGAAAUUAUUUUAAAAAAAAUACAAAUUUCGCAUUUUAAAGUCAAUUUUAUUGCAUUUAGUACACAAAACACAGUCAAUCAAAUAAACCUGUUUCAUUUUUAAUAAAACAAUACUAUUUUGACAUUUUCUGAGAAAAAAAGUGCUUACAGACUAUUGUCUCAAUAAAUACAAGAACAUUGAAGUCUUGUCUCCCUUAGUCCCUUCGUAAACACAGGAUCCUAUUCCUCACUGACUCCACUCCACAGCCAAGACACAAAGUUAGUUUCACACAACCUCCCUCUACCCUGCCAGUCAGGCUGGCCAGCCACAGACGUCUAUAUACAUAUCGUGGUCCUUCUGUAGCUCAGUUGGUAGAGCAUGGCGCUUGUAACGCCAGGGUAGUGGGUUCGAUCCCCGCGACCACCCAUACGUAGAAUGUAUGCACACAUGACUAAGUCGCUUUGGAUAAAAGCGUCUGCUAAAUGGCAUAUAUUACAAUAUAUUAUAUCCCCAGUCCGCUAACUGUCAUUGUACCACAUCUCCAUUUCAACCCAUAGAAGUGAAGCACACAGGCUGGACCACUGUAGAAGAUAAAAGCUGACGGACAUGGAUCCUGCACAGACAUAAACACUAAAUUGCUGACAAAACAACUGUUUAAACAUGUAAUGUGACAUGUAUCGGUCUUUCAGUCCUUAACCACUGGGGGAAGACGUAUCUGUUUAUACAUUGCAGAUCUA